ACCAGUGAGACACACACGGGGCCUUCUCUCCCGAGUCAGACGGUUUUUGAGUGGUUUCGGACUGAAGUAAAAAAGAAAAAAAAAGUAGCCAAGUGCGGUUGUACAAAACCGCAAGACCAGAAGGAACACAACAAUCGCCGAAGAACGGUCACACUACCACCCCACACGCGUGUUCUCUCCGUGAUUCCGGGAUUCGCUCACCAGCCCAUCCGCGCGGUGCAGCAGCAAACAGCAGCAGGGGUUGGCAGUGCGCUUCGGGCCGAUAUUAGUUUUAUUGUGUAUUUCGUUGUACUGUUGAUCGUACACACGCGUAUCGCAGCAGUAGCACCCGUAGUGACCGCGGCAAUAGAAAAGUAGGCGAAGUAGCCUUUAGUGUACACACGGAGAGCGCCGCGGACGGAGUUUCUGAGGACCGAGGACCGAGCAAAGCCGGACUACAAACAACAACAACAACAAAAAAAACACGUAAAUUAAAGUUGAUCGAUCGUAGUAGGCGGUGCGCGGCCGUAGUAACAACGAAUUCGCGAAGAAACAAAAAAAGAACCAUCCAAGGAACCAAAUAAAGUGUCGCCAAACUGUGGCGCGCGUGGGUGUGUGUGCUUUAACCGGAGAAAAGGAGUUUCGGUUUCGUUUUCUGUCUCUGACAAGCGUGAUACGGUGCGACAGAGAGUUAUCAGAAAAAAAAUAGAAAAAAAGUGAAGCAAGACAACGCGCUCGACAACUCAAAGGCACCCGAAACGAGCUGGUGACCGAAGCAGUAGUGAUAGCAACGACAAGUUCUGAAUAAUAUACCUCUAUUGAUUUUGACCGAGACCGAGUGUGGAAGUGGAUUGUUGUGGAUAUACAUACAUACACACAGCAGCAGCAGCGGUGCCCAAGUGGUUGUGCGGUUCCUUCCUUCCUUUCUUCCUUCCGGCAGCCAAAACCGAAUAAAAUAGAGCAAAGUUUAAGGCAGUUGUUCUUUGAUUUGAUUUUAUUUUUUGCCGUUUGUUUUCGUUAACGAAGGAAUCGGCCGGUGAUUGCCCAGCAUAGUUCGAUCAAGUGAAACUAAGAUACAGACGUGGACAGUUCGUGCUAGUUCGUGGAAACAACCUCUGAAUCCGGUGUGGAUCCCGGGUUCCGAGUUUAUCGUAGUCUGCUACUGUUCCAGGCAGUUGAAUAGCUGAAAAGAUCGAUUGAUCAGCCCCUCGUCCAAUCGAAAAAACAGUACACGGAAAAAAUGACACCACCCACCAUCGACCAGCUGUUGCACGGUUAAUCCGUUGUCGUCGUUGUCACGUGAAAUCGUGAGCCCCCGUACCCCUAGCUGAUAGCAAAACAGCGCUCCAAGACCCAAUCAACGUUGCGCGGCAAACCCGUCGACCGUCACAAACAUCGACCCAAAUGGUUAUGUCGCCAAGCAGACGACUAUCAUCGCCAGGAAUCGCCACGCAUCCAAUGAAUAUGCAUUUGAGCUCGCUGCAACACUCCCAGCUGCAAUUGUCCUCUCAAAUGCAUCAGAAGUUGGCCGCCGGUCUGACGCCGAAUCAUAUGAGUGGAUUUUUCAAGAGUCCAUCAACCUCUCCGAGCAGCGCCAAUGCUAAUAUGAGCAACAAUAAUAACAACAACAACAACAACAGUAACAGUAACAACAACAACAACCACAACCACCACCACCACAACAGCAGUAAAAGUCAUCACAACAGCACACCAAACAACACCCCCGCCAGCAUCAUGCCGUCGGCAACGGAACUGUCAACGCAUCCGUUGAACCGCUUGCAGUCGAUGCAGCCGUUCGAUUUCCGCAAGCUGAGUGCAGCCGCGGCCGGACUGAGUGCAUUUACCGCUGGUUUGCCACCGCCGAGGCUAAGCCCGGAGGUGGCCGCCGCCCAGCAUCACUUCAAUCAGCAGCAAGCCGCAGCCGCCGCGGCGUACUCCCAAGCGACGGCGGCCAAGCAGCGCCGAGAUUCGCAAGCUUCCGAUACGUCACCGAACUCGCGGGAUCAUGCCGCCGCUGCCGCCAAUUUCAUGAAUCUGUCGAUGGCUGGCCAUGGAUUGCCGUUCUCGAUUCCACCGCCACCACCACCCACGUCGGUUGCGAUGUCACUUGCCAACUCGCUGAAUCAUUCGGCGGCUGCGAUGGCAGCUGCCGUUUCCGGUAAUCCACUGGCCGCAAGCUUCGUGGCGCAAUCGUUCCCCAACCUAUUGGCAGCUUCGGCCGCACGCGAGCAGGCUCGCAGCAAAUCUCCGCUUUCCUCGCACCACAAGAUGCCGCUUAAAUCGGACAAACCAUUCGACAAACCGGACAUGGAGAAAAAUCAUCACGGUAGCAGUGAGAAUGUGCUGAAUCUCAGCCGGGACUUGGCAGCGGCCGCCGCCGCCAAUCAACACCUGGCUCGGCAAGGUCUGCCCGGUCACGUGAGCCGUAUCGCAGCUGGUCUUCCACCGGGUGUCCAUCUGAAGAAACCACAAUCACCGAACAAACGCCAAUGGGGAGCUCUGCCGCCGAACCUGGGAACGCAGUUCGUGAAUCCGGCGACCGGCAAAAAGCGAGUCCAGUGCAACGUGUGCUUCAAAACCUUUUGCGAUAAAGGUGCUCUCAAAAUCCACUUCUCUGCCGUCCAUCUGCGUGAAAUGCACAAAUGCACCGUCGAGGGUUGCAGCAUGAUGUUCAGCUCGCGACGUUCGCGUAACCGCCACAGCGCCAACCCCAACCCGAAACUUCACUCACCUCAUCUCCGUCGAAAGAUCUCUCCGCACGAUGGUCGCAGCGCUCAACCGCAUCCGAUUCUGUUGCCGUCGACCGGAAUGCCACUGCCUAAUGGGCUCAACCCGCUUCAUCCGUUCGCACCGUUUCCAUUUCCCGGAGACAUGCGACAUCCGUCGCUGUCCGCCCUGGAGUUCAAAGCUAACAUGGAAGCUAGCAUGCAUCGUCGUCUGCAGGAACAGGAAAAACACCGCGAAUGUCAGCGACAGUCGCUUAGUCCGGAAAACUAUCGCUACCGUAGCCCACUGGGUGACACUCCGGACAAGUACCUCUCGCCGGGACAACAUCUUGGCGGUGGAAGCUCGAUCGGUAGCCAGCUGGAUGAUGACGAUGACGAUGAUGAUGAUCCGAAUGGAAUCGUCAUCGACGGAAACGAUGACGAUGAUGAUGUUCACGGUUUCGACAUGUCACUGAGUUCCGAAUCGGAAGAUGUCAAGUCGUACCGUCAUUCGGGAACUCCCGAACCGGACUACGACGAUGAGCAGGUGAACCAUAGACGGGACGAACCGAUGGGUGGGGAGAACGAACCGCAGGACUUUAGUUUAUCCAAAAUGAAAUCGGAGAAACUAUCGCUCUCCUCCGAUGGGGAUGAAGUGGCAAGUAAUGUUGACAGUAAUGAAGAUUCGUCGGUGAACGAUUCGCAGAUGGCUCGCGAUGAGAUGAGCGCUUUCCUUUCGAUCAACAAACGAAAGCGAAAGAGUCUGAAUCCGAUCAAGUGUGCAAUCCCGCUGGAACGAAUGUCUGCCGGUUCGGGACACUUGUCGGAUGAGAACGAUGAAAAAGAUGACGAAGAAGAACGGCCGGAGCCGUUGAUAAAGAAGAUUAAGCUAGAGCAGCAGCAGAGUGAAGCUUUGGCAUUGGUGAACGAGAAACGGGAUCGAUUGGUGUCGCCUAAACCUAACGGCGACAACAGCCACCUGGACGAGGAUACUCCGAUGAGGAUCAAAUCCGAGCCCCGAGAUCAAGACCAUCAGGAUGAGGCCGAAAAUCUGUCACUUGAUCUGUCGAAAAAACGUUCAUCGCCCGAUGUCAACGCAAACGAAGCCAAGUUCACCAAAUACUCGAUCGACGUGAAGCCGACAUCCGAACUGAUGGAGAAUCCGAUGUCACUGGUGCGUCCGAAAAAGGAGAACGAAGUCGACCAGAAGGCAGAAGAUUUGAGACGACCAGGCUCAGCCGACAGCAAAAAGAGUGGCGAAAGUUUGGACUCGGCAAACACCCUGAGGCGACUGGAGAACCUUUCCCAUGGUCCGCUGAACGAGAUGAUGAUGCAACGCGGUGGUCUGCCACAGUUCCCUCCGUUGAGCUAUCUGAUGAACGCAGCUCCACCCAGUCCAGCACGGUCACGAAGCUCCUCACCAAAUCCGGAAGCAAGUCCCCAGCAGGAUAUCGAUUCGGAUGACAACGUAGACUACUGCGAGGAAGGCAACUGCUUCAGUGAUCCCAAUGUACCUCUUGACAAAGAUAACCCAAAGAAAUGUUCCGCCUGCGGACGGAUGUUCCAGAACCACUUUGCCGUUAAGACCCAUUACCAGAACGUGCACCUGAAACUGCUGCACAAGUGCAAUAUCGAUGGCUGCAAUGCGGCUUUCCCGUCGAAACGAAGUCGCGAUCGUCACGCGUCGAACCUAAACCUUCACCGGAAGCUACUGUCCACCAGUUCGGACAGUAACGACACGGUGCUGACCAUGGAGAAACAGUUCCCCGGAUUCCCGGGACCACUGCAGACGGAGUUCCUCGCGAGACUGUAUGCCGAUUCUCAAAAAUUCCCGAUGAACCUGGAGGCUUUCAAAAAUCACUUUCCGAAUGCUGGCGCCUACGCCGAUCACUUCCUGAACGGAGCCGGACAACGUUUCCCACCGGCAACGGCCAAUCCAUUCCUGUUCCCACCGCUGGGAGGACUUGCCGGAUUCCCUGGCCUAUCGCAGUUCUCGCAUCUCCUUCCGCACCCGCUGAACGGAAUCUCUUCGCAGCUGACCGGUGGUCGUAUGUCACGUUCCGAUUCACCGAUUUCGGCAUGCUCACCACCAUCCAACAUCAACAACAUUCCAUCGCCAAUGUCCCAGCACCACCAGGAUCACGAACAGGACCGACACUCGGCUGCGGCACUGCUGAGCCAUAGCCGCUCGCCGGCCGCCACACCGGCCGAGGAAGCCCGCAAGAGUCAAAAGACACCGGACUCACUGUCGUGACCAGCGGUGGCAGUGUUUCCAGCCGAGUCCACCAUCUGGUAAAUGCAGCUUUCCAGCCGUUUCCACAUCGAAGCAAACCGUCUUUCCAAUAAUCCGGGCUCAUCAUCUAGUAGGCUUCGGAUUAACCGCGAUAUCGCACAAAAUGGGUGCGCCAAGCAAUGUUAUCUCAGCAAUGAAGCGAUUCGAGAAAAAAACAACAAACCACGUAAAUAAACACACACACACAGCUAGCAAACUAAUUCAAUUUAGGACCGAUUGAUGGGUAGGCACAAAGAGGAAGUCUCUCUUCUAAAAUAACGUGAUCUCGUUUGACUCUCUUUUAAUUUUUGUUUUGGUUCGUAAUUAAAACUAAUCGUAAAUUAGGUUCUGCUUAUCUGGAAUUCGGAUGCAGAAAAGGGAAAACCGUUCGUUAAUAUCAACAACAAAAAAAAAACAAAA
This is a messenger RNA of Malaya genurostris, 5376 nucleotides long. RefSeq lists its product as uncharacterized. The record is from RefSeq and is a predicted model, not a curated record. Bases 1384 to 4938 code for a protein of 1184 amino acids. The transcript is spliced from 2 exons. Gene Ontology annotation, cellular component: nucleus. NCBI's taxonomy places the organism in Eukaryota, Metazoa, Arthropoda, Insecta, Diptera, Culicidae. Gene Ontology annotation, biological process: regulation of DNA-templated transcription.